This is a messenger RNA of Capsicum annuum, 630 nucleotides long. RefSeq lists its product as uncharacterized. Bases 90 to 473 code for a protein of 127 amino acids. The transcript has a single exon. The record is from RefSeq and is a predicted model, not a curated record. NCBI's taxonomy places the organism in Eukaryota, Viridiplantae, Streptophyta, Magnoliopsida, Solanales, Solanaceae.
UCUGAAGAAGUCAAAAUUGGAGAUAACCUUAUUGUUUGUGGCAUAAUUUAUAAACUUUCACCUUCGUGGAAGGAGUUUCAAAAAAAACUAUGCGCCACAAGCAAAAGGAAACUCCUCUUGAGACUUUGAUGAUGAGAAUCCGCAUGGAAGAAGAAGCAAGGGGCCAAGAUGCACUUAUGCAAACAGAAGAGAACAACAUCACACCGAAGAUAAAUUUAACUUCAAAUAAUGCUACCCCUGAACCUAACAAAAAUACUGCGUUGAAGCCUAAGAAGAAAAAAUUCAAGAAAAAUAAUGAUAGACAUCCCAAUAAUAAUAAUGGUGGAAAUAACCAAGCAAAAAAUAACAUGUACAUGAAAAAGGACCAUGCUUUGUCUGUGGCAAAAGUGGGCAUAUUGCUCGAUUUUGCAGAUACCGAAAACCUGAGCCUAAACCUCAGGCAAACGUUGCCGAAGAACCUUUUGUGGCAGUGAUUACAGACAUAAACAUGGAGGUGAAUGUUGAUGGAUGGUGGACUGACUCUGGUGCAAACCGUCAUGUCUGUUACGACAAAGACUAGUUUAAAAAUUAUACAAAAUUUGAGAAGCCUAAAACCGUCAUGCUUGGAGAUUCACGCACAAGUCAAGCACU